Oldenlandia corymbosa var. corymbosa is the source of this 3699-nucleotide messenger RNA. The record is from the annotation of a GenBank genome assembly. NCBI's taxonomy places the organism in Eukaryota, Viridiplantae, Streptophyta, Magnoliopsida, Gentianales, Rubiaceae.
AUCACGCCUUUACUCUUAAGAGUUGAAUACUCCUACAUUUUUUCAUGGUGGUAAAAAUCUACAAUUAAUUUCUCUUGAUGACAUAAUUUUGAAAUAUGCCAAAGUUUUGUGGUCAAAAUGAAAUUUGUCCUUUGCUAAUUACAGUUUCCACUCAACUCCCUCCAUGUUAUUGAGCUCCACCGCAAGUCCGCCGUUUUCCUCCCAAUUCCGGCGACUGAGUUUCUGCUUUCUGUGCGGCUUUACUUUGCUGCCGCCUCCUCCUUCUGAGCAUCGGAGAAUUGAAAGCCUAUUUUCUGGGCUGCUUGACCAAAAAACUCUGGUUGUGUUGCCGGGAUCAGUUUCUGUUUCUUACUGUAAAAGAUUAGAACAUGUCUGUUCUGAUUAAAUCGCGGCCGUCUCGCAUUCAUCAGAACCUAAAAUGCGGCCUUAGAUCAAUUAGCUGUCUUCAUUAUUCCUCAGGAUCAGAAGCCAUAGUAUCAAGAAUUGCAAGAGUUAUAAAUGAUUAUCCAUUUACUGAUCAGCAAGCACACUCGAGACUCCUCCAAGAAAUCCAUCCAAUCAGUCUAUCUCCUGAACUCGUUGAAAAGGUACUUGGUCACCUGUUUGGUGCUCAUGCAAAUGGCAUUAAAGCGUAUGAGUUUUUCAUGUUCUGCCUUCGUCAACCGGAGUAUGUUCCAAGUUCAGAUGCUUUUGAGAAGACACUCCACAUACUUACUCGAAUGCGCUACUUUGACAAAGCUUGGGAACUUCUGGAAACUAUCAGGGAUCAAAACCCAUCCCUUCUUACCCUUAAGUCAAUUAGCAUUAUGAUAGCUAGAAUUGCCAGAUUCCGGUCAUAUGAAGAAACUCUUUGUGCUUUUGAGAGAAUGGAGAAGGAUAUAUUCGUGGGAAAGGUAUUUGGCACUGAAGAAUUUAACAUCCUUCUUCGAGCUUUUUCUACACAAAGGCAGAUGAAAGAAGCUCGAUCAGUUUUCAACAAGCUGUACACACAAUUUUCUCCAAAUACCAAAACUAUGAAUAUUUUGCUCUUGGGAUUCAAAGAAUCGGGAGAUGUAACUUCAGUUGAUUUGUUCUAUCAUGAGAUGAUUCGAAGAGGUUUUAAACCUGAUGUUGUUACUUAUAAUAUCAGAAUUGAUGCUUAUUGUAAGAGACGUUGUUUUGGUGAGGCUAUGAGGAUAUUCGAAGAAAUGGAGCUGAGUAAUGUAGUGCCCACAUUGCAGACAAUCACAACUUUGAUCCAUGGUGCUGGAGUUGCUCGAAAUGUGGGAAAGGCAAAACAUUUUUUUGAUGAAAUUUCGAGGAGAAAUUUGGAAGCUGACAUUGGAGCUUAUAAUGCCCUCUUGAGUGCGUUUAUCAAAUGCAGAGAUCUGAGUUCUGCUACUGCUUUAUUGAAUGAAAUGGAGGAGAAACUUGUAGUUGACAAUGUAACUUAUCACACCAUCUAUUUAGGAUUAAUGAAAGCAAAGCGUCUUGAUCUUGUAUUUGCUCUAUACCACAAGAUGAUAAGUAGAAAUUUUGUGCCCAUGACUCGAACCGUUGUUAUGCUGACCAAGUUCUUCUGUGAGAACAACGGACUGGAUUUGGGGUUGGAUUUGUGGAAUUAUCUGCUGGAGAAAGGACACUGUCCACACAGUCAUGCUCUGGACCUUCUUGUGACUGGAUUAUGCUCCAGAGGAAAAUUUGAGGAAGCUUUCGAUUGUUCUAAGCAAAUGCUGGAGAGAGGAAGGCAUAUGAGUGAGCCAACGUAUAGGAUGCUGGAGAGGUGUUUACUUCAGAUAGGAGAGAUGGACAAACUGCAAAAUUUAGAUAAGUUGAUCGAGAGUUUACAUGUAAUAGUUCCUGUUCCACGGGGAAUGCAAUCCAAAAGUGCCAGGGGACUUUGCAGGUCAGUUCUUCUGAUGUUGGGUUAAUCUUAUUUAAAGUCCUUAACACGUGCCGCUAGUAGGGUCUUUCUCUUAAUACUUCGAAAAACAUCUUUUUCAAUUAUGCUCAUAAAAAUAAGGACUAGUGUUUUAUGCUUGUUAUGUACUAUCUGAUUUUUCUUUCUAUCUGUCUCCGCUACUGAUAGGAUAUCGAACUUGUUCUGCAUUUUAUGAAUUAUUACUGUGGGUUUGAUGUUAUCCUGCAUUUCACAGGGGGGGCGUCCUGAUUGAUGAUAUUUGAAUUUGUUGAGUACAGAUGUGGAGUGUUAUCUCUGUCUAUACGACUAUGUCAUAAGAACUGUGUUGUCAAUGCCAACUAGACAGUUUAUCAGGCAUCAGUAACUUCGCAUAUUCACUAAGAUAUGGUUACUAUUCAAUCUAUGAAUGCAUCGGCUGCCCAAAUCAAAAAAAUUGUUUGGAAAAUCAUAUGCGAGUAUUUAUGAGUUGGGUCUGUUACUUUAACUGGAAACAGGUUUGAUGUCUGAUUCUUCUUGUCAGGGUCUAACGUUUGGCAGCUAUCAAAUUGAUUGUUAUAUGCUCUACAUUCUUGCUAUGAAGCUCACAUACAACUACUCUAGGAAGCAAGUUCUCCCAGACAACUGCGGUUAUUAUGCCCAUACCCCAUAGAUUAUGGGUGGGUUAGGUUCUUGGAGGCUAACUAAUCAAUUUGGAAGACCUUCGGAUCCGAAACUUUUCCUACUUGUAAGUUUGGCUAGUAAUAUUAUUUGGUAUGCUUUAAGUUUGUUGUCAAUUUUCAGUCUUCCUCAGUCACUCUUGUUUUGUAAUGUCUCCUUCCACACCAUUCUUCCCCUUUCUAUCUUUUGUGACAUCUCAUGAACUCACUUGUUUAUUUUUCUCAAGACCUGGUUUGGUUUACUUCUAUAAACUGCAAUCUGAAUUUGGACCAACCAUUUAAGUAGUAAUAUCAAAUAGGAUAUUCCCCAGAUUAGGACGUAGAAUUAGUUUUCACAUGCAGCAGCCUAUCGGUAUUUUAUUUUGCUGCAAGUGGCUGCCUCCUUUCACUGCAGUACUUAAGCUCAUUGGCGUGUUAUAUGCAGGGGUUACUGGGAAUGUCAACUGCACACGACACGAUUUAAGAUUCUUGAGGGGAAGUUCUUCACUGCUACUUGAUUGCUACUAUCGGGAGUCUGAACCGGUAAUGAUUCUGAAGUCAGAGCUUUUGCCUAGGGACUGAAAUUGCCAAGGAGCAUUACAGAAUGAAUGCGAAUUCCUGGGGUAAGUCUGCAAUGGUGACUGUAAAUAUCCGUGGGUUAUUGAAAACCACUUGAUCACGUCUUGAAGCUAUUCUGCAGAGUUUCCAUGCAUGGUACAGAUUGUCUAAAUGAAGAAAUAAAAUUUAGAUUAGAUGGCCCUCUUGAUUGCUCUGUUCAAUAAUUGUUUCUUUGGAGUAAUUAUGGAAGGAAUAUGUAGUUUGUAAGAGAUGUAAAAAGUUCGUAGACUAGGGAAGUGAUCAUAUUGAAUAGAGAAACAGAAGGUACUGAAUUUCUUUUGGUCGGCUGAAAGUAUAAAAAAGCAAGCCAGCCUCUUUGAUUCUUGACAGGGAAAAGAAGCACAAUUUGGUGUACUGUAAUCUACACUUUUGAAGCCAUCCACAUGCUGAUUUGAUAACGUAACCGACUUUCCAGAUACGACCAACUUGGCUGCUUGCUUUCUUUUUGUGUAAUGAGAUCGAAGGUUGGCUCUAGUUGAAUCAGCAGCCGACUUUCCACCUAUUUUCUGACUCACUAAAUAUCAAAAUAAUAAAUUAUUAGGGAAU